UGUAUGUGAAAUGGUUUGAUACAGUAAUGUUUUACUAUGUUAUUUUAGUGAAUUUGGUGAAUGUCACUUUUUGUCAUUUUCAAAUUUCCCGCCACUCCAUCCCGUACGUCCCGAUGCUCGCAGGGAACGGAACCCAGAAGACAGAUGCCGGCAUCCGUCAGAGGACAUUACAGGGGACACUGCAGGAGGGACAUUGCGGGAGCGCAGGACAAGGUAAGAGAAGAACAGAUCCCGGAGCAGAGCCGCAUGGUAAGCCCGAGUGUAGCUCGGGGUUACUGCUUGUGCUACACUCGGGAAAACCACCAGGGAGGCUA
Molecule: messenger RNA, 314 nt
Organism: Staurois parvus
Lineage: Eukaryota; Metazoa; Chordata; Amphibia; Anura; Ranidae
Source: the annotation of a GenBank genome assembly